This is a messenger RNA of Mytilus trossulus (common blue mussel), 3436 nucleotides long. RefSeq names its product NAD-dependent protein deacylase sirtuin-5, mitochondrial-like. The coding region runs from base 158 to 1090 and encodes 310 amino acids. Gene Ontology annotation, molecular function: protein-succinyllysine desuccinylase activity; NAD+ binding; protein-malonyllysine demalonylase activity. The record is from RefSeq and is a predicted model, not a curated record. Lineage: Eukaryota; Metazoa; Mollusca; Bivalvia; Mytilida; Mytilidae. The transcript is spliced from 9 exons. Gene Ontology annotation, cellular component: nucleus.
AAUGACAUUUGUUUACUUCUAUUUUAUGUUUCAAAUCAAUAAAUUGUUUAUUGGGGAAGUACCAUUUAUGUACGCAACAUUAAAAGACUUAAAUAACAUGAUGGACCUACACAUUGAAAUAGAUUUCAAAAGAUAAAAAGAGUGAUUAUAAGCAAAUAUGGAUAAGAAUAUGGCAAUCAAAAAUUGGGACAGCCUAGAUAACUGGCAAAAAUUUGAUAUGUUUGGGUUAAUGUUUCUUGGAUCAAUACCUACUGCCACUUUUCCUCCAAGUACCAGUAUUUGUAAGUUCAGAGAAGAAUUUGCCAAGGCAAAACACAUAGUGGUCAUAACAGGAGCAGGAGUGAGUCAAGAGAGUGGUGUUCCAACAUUUAGGGGGCAGGAUGGUUAUUGGAGGAAUAAGAGAGUACAGGAAUUGGCUACAGUUGAACAGUUUGAGAAGAACCCAUCAAAGUUGUGGCAGUUUUACCAUUAUAGAAGAGAAGGCAUGGUCAAUAAACUUCCUAACAAGGCUCAUAUUGCAAUAUCUGAAUGUGAAAAGAGGCUGAAAUCUCAAGGAAGAAGAGUUGUAGUAAUAACACAGAAUACAGACGAACUUCACAAGAGAGCUGGGUCAGAAAAUAUUUUGGAGAUGCAUGGAAGUUUAUUUAAGAUUAGGUGUACCAAAUGUCAGGAUGUAACAGCAAACACAGAUAGUCCUAUAUGUCCUGCAUUGGCUGGCAAAGGAGCACCAGAUCUGGAAACAGAUGAGGACAAUAUACCAUUGGAUAAAUUACCGAGAUGUAAGAAAGCCGGUUGUGGAGGCCUUAUGAGACCUCAUGUUGUAUGGUUUGGUGAAGCUCUGGAUCCAUCUAUUUUAGCAAAAGCAGAAGCGGAAAUGGAAAAAUGUGAUCUGUGUCUUUUAAUAGGAACCUCCUCUGUUGUAAAACCAGUUUCAUUAUUUGGACCACGAUUAUCUAUCCUUGGUACCCCGGUAGCAGAGUUUAACACUGAAGAGACUCCAGUAACAAAAUCAUUAGGAUACCACUUUCAAGGACCAGCUUGCAUGCUUAUACCAGAAGCUCUUGCCAAACAUGAAUCUGAACCAGUGUGAUAAAACACAACUUUGAUAAUACUAAGAUAUACUAAAAGUUCCUGCCAGAAAAGAGUCUGGCUCUGAACUAGAUGGAUAAACAAUACUAUAUUAAUACAUUGUAUACAUUUGAAAGCUAUAACUGGAGAUAUCAGUGAGAACUAGAUGCAUCGAACAAACCUGUUCUAUUUUGUAUUAUGAGAAGCACUAUUUUUUUUGGAAAUUUGUUUAUUAUUAUGAAUAUAUGUAUUUUGAUAUUGAAGCUUUAUCAAUAUUUAAUUUGAUAUUAUAGCACAAUGAAUAUGAAUAUUUUUAUAUAGUUUACAAAUUUUAUAUACUGUUUUUCCUACAACAGAAAAGUUGUGAUAUUUUUUUUUAAGGCAACCUUCAUAUUUCACAUUGUUAACACUUUCAAGUCAUUUGGCCAAAUUGCUAUCAUUAAUAAAAAGUUUCAAAUAGAGAUAACUUUUUUGAUCAGAUGGGUAAGGGAGAUAACUAAUUUUUGUUAAUGGCCCUGCAACAAGUUGUCAGUGCCAUACAGCUUUACCCAUUAUUCCGUAAUUCUGAAAUUUAGAAAUUCCAAAAUUGCGUAAUUCUGUGAUUCUGUCUUUCCGCAACAAACCAUUAUACAGAGUUUCUUCUAAACGCCUUCAGAUAUUGGGCUGAUUUUUGGUAUGCGAGUUAACAAUGAUGGGUUACAGAUCAAAUGUUUCAUUCUGCUCCACUUAUUUUUGCAGAAAUACGGGCUUUGGACUUUAUGGAAAUUGUUGAAACUCACAAUUAUACCAACUUUUUUCCUAAACGCCUUCAGAUAUUGGGCUGAUUUUUGAUAUGCGAGUUAACCAUGUGAGUAACAGGCCUUCUUUAAUUAUGACCCGUUGAUAAGCUGAACAUCCAAAAUUGUCAACACGAGAAGGUUAUUUCAAUGAGGGCGAUUCUAAGGGACCACAAUUGUUUUACCAAACUAACAGUGUAGAAGUCUUUUGAACACUUUCUAUAUUUUUUAAACUUAAUAUAACUAAGUCAAAGACAAGCUGACGUUUGGAAAUACAUUUGUGUUCUAGAAUUUCUAGAAUGUACAACAAAGGUAGAAUCUUUUUGUAAAAUAUUACUCUAACAUGACGGUACCCAAAUUGCACCUAUUUUGACAGUUUUUUCACCUGCGUUUUUUAUGAUCUAGAAAUAAAUGUCCUUAGUGUGUUUAUUUUGUAGCCCUAUCCUUCUUUAUUGUAUAGGUACACCAAUUUCAUUUUCAAUCCAUAUGGAGUCAUAAAAAAAUGGGUUUGAAUCAACCUCCAAACUCCAUGAUUCUGUAAUGAGGAGUACCCAAAUUGCAUCCAUGCUUAAAAUCUCAUCGUCAAAAGUCGAAUAACCGAGCCUUUGUUUAAUUUCUUCAAAUUUUUUGAACAAUUAGAUAUUAGUCCAUGCUUACUCUUCAUAUUUUACGAAAUGGAUACUUAUAAUAAAUUGUAUUUGCCAAUUUUAAAAAGAUGACGUUUUGAUGACGUCGCAUGAUGACGUUUUCGGACAUUUUGCUUUUUCAGUAAACAGUCCAUCUGUUGAUAAAUACUGUGAACGUUUUGUGUAUAUCUAAAUAUGUUUACCUAUGUUGAAAGACGUACAUAGUAUCAAAUCAUAAAAUUACAAAUUGUUUAGACUCUAGGAAGACUUUUGUAAGAUUUCCGUUGCUAUUUUUACUAAAUAGGUGCAAUUUGGGUACUCGGUGCAAUUUGAGUACCCUUACGUUAUACGAGCUAUCAUCAGCUGCUGGCACUUUAUUCAUGUCUAAUGCCUUGUCUCUCGGUGGGCUUCUAGUGUAUCGUGAAUGUAGCCAUUUUCUAUAUUUACGUCUGUGACGUCAUUUUCAUGGGAGAUAACUCAAGUACAAAUUAACAAUCUCAAAAGGUUAUUCGCCGGUGAAUAAUCAUAAUAGGGUUAUUCACCGCUGGAGGAAAAUUUUAGGGUUAUUUGUCCUUCCUUGCAAUUAAACGAAAAACAACUGAAUUAUUCCAUGUCACAUGAUAACGUUUCACCCAAUUGAAUUGUUUAAAAUAUAUGUAAGGUAUAAUAAUAAGUUUUGUUCCGCUCCACUUAUUUUUGCAGAAACUACGGGUUUUGGACUUUAUUGAAAUCACAGUUAUACCAACUUUUUUUCUAAACUCCUUCAGAUAUUGGCCUGAUUUUUUAUAUGUGAGACUACCAUCAUGUUUGUGUCCACAUCUAUUUAUAUUGAAAUUGCAGAUUUUACAGUUUUUAAGGACGGCCCAACCGUGUCGCUUUGACACAUCUAGUUUUUAUUUGUUAAUGUCAAUAUGCAUCUAUCAUCUAGACUACAUUGUAUUUCAAGUUCAUUCAUGAAUAAUGCAC